Molecule: messenger RNA, 9182 nt
Organism: Pocillopora meandrina
Lineage: Eukaryota; Metazoa; Cnidaria; Anthozoa; Scleractinia; Pocilloporidae
Source: the annotation of a GenBank genome assembly
AUGCUACGAGUGCGUUGUAAUAUUUGCAGGGAAUCCAUUCAUGAUGGCGCAGCGUGUUGCCCAUGUACGUCUCAUUUUCAACAGUCGGGAUGAUCUUUGUAAAUUAUUUACUGAUCUGAUAUACACAAUGUUAUGUUGUAAAAUGUCUGUCUUAAAUCUAACAGUAAUCUGCUUUUGCUUUUUUCCUUGAUAUACUCAAUGGAUCUCCUAUACAGGUGGCCAUGUUUAUCAUCUAACAUGGUAAGCUUUGCAUAUUCAAGAAAAUUCUUAAUGAAAAAAGAUGGUAGAGAACGAAUCCGAUCUGCUUCCUUUUUUUUUUUCCUAGAUCGACAGUAGCGAAGGAGUAGUAAUAAAUGUAUUUUCUUAAAAUUCAUAGCAUAAAUCAGUGGCUAAAUCAAAGUCGUUCAUGCCCAACAUGUCGUACCACUGCCUCGAAAGCAGUUGUGCUGUUCUUUGACGGAGCUGACUUGGACAGUUCACAAGUUACAAAUGAUGUGGACAUUCUAAAGGUACAAUUUAAAAGGCAAAAAUACACCUUGGCUAAGUCUAGAUGCCACUACGGCCGAGAUAACAAUGGUUGCAACAGUGUAUUUCCUGCCUUACACAGGUGAUAGCACAAACAUCUAAGGCUCUCUUUAAGCGUAUGGAACUGGAUAUUUAAGUUGUGUAGGAUAAGAUCACAAAAGGACAUAAAUGUUUUUAUUAUAUUUUCUUCUGAUUUUAAGGGAUCAUGUUUCCCUUACCAGCAGUAAAAUGUUAGCAUCUUAGACCUGAAGCAGUAAACAUUGUGAUCUGUAGAGAUUUUUUGUAGAUUUGUAUUUUACCUUCAAGUAAAUGGAAGACCACUCAAUGCAUCACAGUAGGAUUAAAGAAUGUUUAUUGAAAAUAGCAUGAUUGUGACUGAAUUAGCACUUUGUUGUAGCAGACAGUUACACUAAAAUGGCUUCUGGGUUGGGAAGGGUUCAUCAACUCCUGAAGCCAAAGUACUGCAUAACAGUGGUAUGUCUUAACUCUUGACUUUGCCACAACCAGUAGAAAUAUUUAGUUUAUCAAUUCCUGAAUCCAAAGUUCUGCAUAACAGUGGUAUAUCUUAACUCUUGACUUUGCUAAGAUCAAUAGAAAUAUUUAGUGCUCAAUAACUUGGGGUACAUCGUGUGUUAAUGAUGCAGGAGUACAUGUAUUCUGUUGAUGCUAUAUUAGUGUUACAUUUACCAUCAGUAAUGGUUCCAAAGGUGAUUAAUUUUUUAAUUUAGCCAUGACACUAUUAAUGUUGAUGUUGAAAAUUAUUUUGCAGAAUACUAUAGAAGAUCUUAAGUCUUUGUUGAACCAGAAAGGCAAGUCAAAUCUGAAUCUGUUGUUGGAACCAUUUUUUUUGUUUGAUAUCAUCUUACAUACACAAAGAGAAGUUAAUGGAAUUUUGUUGAUAUUCUUUAGAGUAAUUUGAGAAGUACAGAAAGUUUAAAAGAAGGAAAGCUUAUGUCACAUAAAAAUUUAAAAGAAAUACCCUUGUUUCAAAUUAUUUUCUGAACAUGAAUCACUCAAAUUAAAGUAAGGUAAAGGAAAGCUGUCUUUCCAUCUUGUGUAUAUCACCAGUGAGUUGCUGGUAGUGCCCAAUGGAGAUGCCAACCACUACCCACCUAAAACCUUUUAGUUGUAAUAUCUAAGGGGUUCUCUUCUGAAAUUUUGGCAGUGUCUAUUGCCUUUGCCAGAAGGGAGGAGGUUACAAAUGUAAAAAUUUGGGAUUCAAUAAGGUUGAUAUGUGGUUGUUUUUAAAGAUGAUAGAGGGUUAUAUGAGAUGGUAACAUGGCUGAACUUAUAGGACCUGCCCAAAAUGUAGCAGUGUUUAUACACAUGAAUCUCAGUUUCAAAGGCUUAUGAAUAAAGAAUAAAACAAGAGGAAAAUUUUAAAGGUCUAUUUGUAGUUCAUGCACAAAAUAACUGGUUUUUGUUAUAUGGCUUUUGUUUAAUUAUAUACUUUUUUAAAGGAAGAUGUAAUUCUUGACAUUUCUCUUAAGUUUGUCCUUAAAUUUUAGUAGUAAAGCUUAAUAAAUGUAUACAAUUGCUGUUUCAGUUUCCUUUGAGUUGGGGAAAAAAGUUACAUCUUUUGUUACUGAUUAACAAAACAAUCAAUUAAAAAGCUGCUUGGAAGCUUGCCAUUAAGCUUAAACUUAAGUAAAAACUCUAGUUUCAUGCCCUUCAGUACUCACACUGUAAGUGGAAGCCACAUUCCCAUUAUGAGUUAGAUUUUUAAUGCAUUUUUAAAUAUUUCAAGAAAGAACUCAGAGAAAGACUUAUCUCUUUUGCCAUUUUAGUUUUUGAAUGAUAGGUUCAUGUGAUGGAAGGAGCAUUUCCCAUGAAAGCCAAUGCAAGAUUUGUUGACUUGAUCUAAACAGGCCUAAAUUAAACUAAACUUAGAGGGUUCUUGUGUUUGAGAGUCAGACAUGUUCUCUGAUAUUCUCAGCUGGGAUUACUGGAUGUUGAUUUAAGGAUGGACUGUUUUUUUAUUGUUUAUAGAAGUUGAUCUCAGGAGUUUAAAACAUGAACACAAGGUAAACCAUCAAGAAUAGAGAUCUUUUUGGAAACUUUUCCAUAUUACCUUUUGUAAUUUUUUUUAUUUUGAGUACAUACAAAUAAUGAUAAUGAAGAUAAGAGGGAUCUUUGUAGUAAUGAACACCACUAAUUAAAAGUAGUGAUGAAAAUAUGGCCUGAAAAAAUUUAGGCUGACAUAGGAGUUGAACCCACAACCUCUAUGUUUACUUAUUGUGUUGAGACAAAGGAAGUGAUAACAAGGUUAAUUUCUACAGUAAACUAUCAGCCUAUGAGAUAUUCAUUUUGUGUAUGGUUAUUUUACAGAGAGAACUUGCUCAGGAAGUAUCUGCUUUGGAAAAGCAAAAGGGUUAGUAAUAUAUUGUAUGAAAAGUCUGUGAAGCUGUGGCAAAUAUGUAAGUAGACUACUUUAUCUUUUUGUUCAGAUGUCCAAAAUAUUUCAAAUCUGAGGCACAAAUUGAUGGUAAAACAUUGCUGUUUCCUUUCUUAUGCCACUCAUGCAAAAAGUGCUUCAGGUGGCCUGGUGAACACAGUGUUAAAGUUGGAAGCAUUUCAGAAAGCUCUUCCAGUGUAAUGGAUUUCUUGAUUUACUUUUCAAUUGAUUUACAAUUUUUUUUUCAGUCUUAUUAUGUGAAACUGCAAAUUCAAAUUUAGUAUUUUGGAUGCUGUUGUUAAUUCUUUUCUGGUUGGUAAAGUUUAUCAGUCAACAAAAGGAAAAUCAGCCUUACAAGUACUCUCUUUUUGAGAUUUUCAUAUAUAAAUAGAAGGAAUUCGAAGUAAGGCAAAUAAAUAAUGGCUAAUGCUUUCUUCCUUGGCUUGAGGUUGGUUAUACAGAUGAUUUUAAAACAGUACCCUUUGAGUUCUAAUAUUUUAAUGAAAUUUGUUCCUUGCAUCCAUGGGUUCUGUACAUGAUUUUUUUUCCCUUUUUUUUUUUUUGUCAAAGAUUCUGCUUUGGAAGAACUGAGGAAACGGUAUGAGAAGAAACUUCAAAUGGAAAAAUCGACUUCUACUGGACUCAAGGUAUCAAGGUUAACCCUUAACUCUCAACAUCUCUUUAGUCUUUACUCUCAACUACUCCUGUUAGACAAUUUUCUGUAAGGGGCUUUGGAUGUAUCAUGGUUAUUGUGAAGAAACAACACAAGAUACACAGUUAAGGCUUAAGAGUAGAAAACAUAGUUCUUAUAUUUUCAAUAGUUGUUCGUUUUCAUUAAACAUCUAAAAAUCCUCUUGUCAAAUUUUUCAUGAUCAUGAAACAGAAGCAACUAAGUUAUAUGAAGGAAAAAGAAAGGGAACUUGCUACUGCACAGAGUGAAGCCACUGAACUAAAAGCAGAGUUUUUAAAAUUAAAACGGUAAGUAGAGCAUACAGAAUCGCUUGUUGAUCACAUCUUUUAUUUGUAUUUGUAACACCUUUUCUUGGCUUUGAAUGGUCACAGAAAUUUCAAAGUAGACAUUUGCUAAAUUUUUUACCCUUUUAUUGAGAAAAUUGCUCAGAACUAAAUGCACUCAAUCAAAGUGGAUUCCCAGAACAGGGUUAUUCUUUCUUCUCCUGAUUUUAGAGAAGUCCUUGCUACAAUAUUCCAGAAAUGCAGGAUUUCCAAAAUUAUCAGUUAUUUGACAACUUUCUUGCUGUAGCAUGUCCCAUACCCAUUUCAAAAACAUAGGUAAACAUUCACCAAAACUGUCUGAACAUGUCUUCUGGCUCUUAAGGCAAGCAGAAGAAUUUGUUAAGUCAUUGAGGGCACAGUUUUUCCAACUUGAAAAUUCAUCCAGUAACAAUCAACAACAAGAACAGUAACAGCUACCACAAUAAUAAUGUUCAUGGUAAUAGGUAUGCAAAUGAUAGUAAUAAUCAUGGUUAGGUAAUAAAAGUGAUUAUUGUCAUAACGAUGAUGAUAAUAAUGAGGAUGGCUAUAAAUAAUGAUGAUAGUUAUGAUGAUUAUUAUAAUAUUAAUAACAUAAUAAGAAAAUCAGUAUUAUUAACUAUAAUUGUCAUCAAUGUAUUUUCUCUAUUGCUUUAUUUAUUGGUUAAUUAAAAAACUUUUUUUUCAUUAAUUCUUUCUCUAAAUGUUCCUUGAGUGCUUUAUAUGCAACAUGCAAUAAAUAACUCACCCAAUAAUAUCUAAACCUCAGGCUAGAGGCUUGCAUUUUCCAACAUUCAAUGCUAUGACGUGUGUUGCUUUUUAUAGUAUGAGGAUAUUAAUAGAUGAACAUACAAGUGAAGCGGAAGACAUGUUGCAGCAGUUAGAUGCUAAAUCAUUCCCAGAAGUCAUCCUUCAACUUAUCACACUCAAAAGGUAAUAAUUAUUAUUUAUUUAUCUGGGGUGGUUAUCUUGGCCUUUAGAAGUGAGUCAGAUGGAAGGGGAUAAAGUUUCACUUGGAAUACUCUAAGCUUAUCUAAUAUCCAAGGGGAAGUAUGCCAUCUAGGUUACCAGGUUACAGUGUGAAUACUUCUUUUUCAUGCAAGUAUGCUGCUUGCUAUAUAUUGGUCAUAAAUAUUGUUGCAGUGCAGUGCAGUUGUAAAUUACAUGGUGUAUCUGCGUGUGUGGUGUGACCAACUUGUAUUUUUGUUUUGUCAGUAGAAAUACAGUCAAGCUUUUCUUGUUUUAGAGUUUUGGACUAAUAGUGAAUUCAUUCAAUCCUGAUUUCUAUAUGUGAUAAUUUAAUUUUCCCUUCAACUGUCCUCCAGUAGAAAUCUUGAGCUCAUAAUGUGAGAGAUGACAUUAAAUAACAUGGCUAUCAGUCUUACAGUUCUGUCUAUCGUAAACAUUUAUGCAUGGUUCCAGGAUAUACCUCUAUCACAAGGCAAGAAUGCAAUCAUUAGAGUAGUUAUGUAGUUAUAUUUGAGGUAGCCAUGCUCUCACUUUACAUACUUUGUUUCUUUUUUGGGGAUUUGUGCAUUGUAACAGGAAACUAGAGGAAAAAAAGUUGAAAUGCAAGCAAGCCAUAGAUACAACAGAUAAAGUUAGAAAGGAAAAUGUUAUGAUAAAAAAUGAGGUAAUAUAUUAAAUGAUUUUUGAAAUUGAGGCAAUAGAAAUUGUAGCCAGCAAUGAUAAAGAAACUUGAACUUUAAUGAACAUUUUCCUGCAUAUAGGACUGGAAAAAUGUUCCCCCUCAAAAUUAGAUUUAGUUGUUUUUUCAUUUACAGAUUCCUGUUUGUCUCAGCUCUUGAUAUCUUGAAUUCAUUUUUUGCAAGUAUUGAUAUAUUUUUAUUUCACUGCUGAUUACUGAAGAGUUUGAAACGUUUUCAUGUAAAAGUCGAGUGGUACAGAGGCUUCUAAGUUGAACUGUCUAUUGGAUCUGUAAGAUACCAAACAGUUUGAUUGCUGUAUUUCUUUCACACAAUGUUCUUUACAUGGGAAACUUUGAAGCCGCAAUUACGAGGUGGUUCAUAAUGCAUGCUCAUUGUUAUUGUUGAUGAAAUUAGUAUUGUAAAUCAUUAUUUUGUUACUCUCCUUAAUCUAUACCUAUUAACAGAAGAUUCAGUGAGUAAUUACAGAUAUGAUUUUUUUUAUAUAUAUAAUAUCAAAGGCAGCUUACAAGGAAAUUGAGUUGACAAAAAUUAAAGAUCAUCUUAAGAUGGCAGAGGAAGAUAUCCAAAGACUUGAAAAAGAAAAUGCCGUAAGUUUUAUAGACUUAGUCAGCAGAACUUAAAGAUACAAGAAAUUAAUGAAUGUUGCAAUUCUGUUACUGUUUGUGAGUAAUUUUGUUUCAUAGUCAUCUUGGUUUUUGAAAAAAUGAUGUUGGUCUGUUUAAAGUAGAUAUUCUGCAUUGAUAUUCCAGCAUUUUCUUGAAAAGUAACUGCAUUCUAAAUUGUCUCAUUUGCAUUAGAUUUUAAAUUAGUUGUUAAGAGUGAAUAGUAAAAGAUAGAGAUUUUCCUGCCUUGGUUCAUGAGAACUGUGCUUACCAGCCACCCCCUGGCCGGGAACUUAGAAUUAAUGAACUUUCUUGGGAUGGAUAUGUUUUGUUUUUCCACACUUAAAUCUUUAAUUGGUCUGUAAAAAAUUUAAUAUGUUAGAGUUAUAAGAAGAAGUUGACAGCAAUGGAGAGAGCAUUUGCAUCCCCUAGUCCACGGAGUAGUGCCAUUGGUCGCCUUAUUAGGGAGAGGUAUGUCCACAAGAUAUCAAGACUCUUACAAAACAGUUUUUAUUGAUUUACUGGAUACAUUGUAUAAAAAAAUGUUUAUUUAUUAUAGAGAACUUCAUUUAACAGAUAAGUUAUUCACAUCAUAGCAAAACAGCAAAGCUGACAAGCCAAUGCCCCCCCUGCACCUAGAUAUUUUAUUGAAACCACCAUUAUAUAGUUAGCAGCACAGUGGGCAAGAAAAAGGAAAUCCGAUUGGCUACCUUAGGAGGCCCAUCUUGCCUGCUUAGUACUGCUUUCUUUGAAAGCCAACAUGGAGCCAACCUGCACAGUUCAAAGAAAGAAAUUACUGUCAAUGUAAGAAUUAGCCAAAACAUAGAAAGGUAUUCCAACUACAAAAUUGUGAUGUUUUGGCUAAUUCUUAUAAUGACAGUAAUUUCUUUAAUGAACUAAUUCUUGUAAGCUCUGAAUUUGUCUGAGUUAAUAUUUCUAAUUUUUGAUGAUAAGAAAUAGAACAGUACUGGAGUUGUUUUUUAGUAAGUAGGAAGGGGUCCAACUGAAACCGGGUUUAGUUUGUUAGGUUUGUGAUAAAAAGUUAAUUUGUUUAGUUUAAUUUUGACAUGUAAUAUCAGUGUUAUGUUCAAUGUAGUCCAGCACCAAUGGAUAUUAAGAGGCCAAGGCUGAGCUGUCCUGAAGACGAUUUGGAAAAUAUUGUUAUAGCAGAGACACCAUCUCCAAAGUCAAAAGUUUCUUAUGGCAACAGUGAACUGAGGAACAUUGCAGAAGAGUAAGGAAAUCUAGAUUUCAGAUCAUUAUAGCGGGUAGAGUUUUUUGCUUGUAAUGCAUUUGCUACCCAUUGGUAGCCUUUACGCAAACAUCAUUGUACUCCUAAUAUACAUGUAGCAGUUAUUCUCUUCAAAUUUGUUUAAAUCAGAAGACUUUGAGGAACAACCAAGCAACACGAAUUUGGUUAGACCUCAAAACCCGACCCGGCAGGGGAACCUGGUCCUCUCCAGAAAUAAGAGACUCCUCAGGCCUUAAAAACCACCAGACUGCUAUGCUAAAGAACUUUAAAUUGAAACCAGAGGGGGACUUUUGUGCAUACUCGUAUCCAGUGUGGGGGAUGCAUGUGGGGUUGGCUCAUGCCAAUGACAUGUGGAUUUGGUUAAUAUUCUGUACAGAAUGGGAUUGUCCCUGGUGAAGACAACAAGCCUAACCUCUCCUCCCAGUCGCACAGUAUUGAAGCCUACUCAACAACAGCCUAAAAAGGCUUCAGAACCAUCUGGGGGGUCUGUGUUCAGACGUGGUUAUAAUGGACUGGGUGGACAUACAAAGUUCCUUGCUCCAUCAAGACCAAUCAAAACAGUAUCACGUAAAGUGGCAAGACCCCAUGGCAUUUCAAAGUUUAUCAAACCUGCCAAGCUUAUGAGAGUGGCUGACCCUCCUCUUCCUGUCAUGGACUUGAAUUCAAAUUCUUAAAUUAAAGAGAACUACUUAGCAAACAAUUAUUUAUUACAGAUACUGUACAAAAUUGUUUGCUUUACUUAAUUUAUGUAGAUUUUGUUAUACUAAGGAUGACUUUAGAAGAACACUCAAAAAUGUACCACGAACAUUUUUCCUUUAGUGUGUUUACUUUGAUAGAGGCUUCUGUAAUGUUUAAAAGGUUAGUGAUAAUAAUUUGGACCACAGCAGUCAUAAUUAUCACGGCAUUGAUAUUACCCUACAUUGGAAAUCAGACAAAACUUGCUAGUCUGAUGUGCAAUGAGGAUACCAAGGACUUUUCAUAAAAAAAAAACUGUAGUUAAUUUUUUUUUCCAGGACAGUUCAUAUUGUUCUGUUACUCACUUACUUCAGCAGUGCUUAUAGAGUUCUUGAAAAUCUUCAUUUGAAAUGCUUAUGAGGCUUUACAUCUACCUUUGUCGGAUAGAUCAGACCUUUGACUUGUUUCAGUCAAGCUAGAGUCUUUCACUCGAACCGGUGUUGUUAGCAAAUUAUCAAGAGUGAUCAAACAUCCAAAACUGGCGACCUUGCAUCAUUGUCAUUUUACUGACAAAGAUAAUGGAAGGACCAACUCCUACGUGCCCGCUGGCGCACUGUCCUGCUACUCAGUCCAUCAGUGUGGGCGGCCGCACGAGAAAUUAUUUGGCUUGGCAGAGAGCCAAAUGUUUUCUCGUUCAGCCCUACCUAACUUGGGCAAAGAGCAGUUUUUCUUAAAACCAUUUCUCGCUUUCUAUCGCGUCAGACUCUAGUACGGGUGUAAAAGGAACGAGCAGGUGAGGGACCAUACAGGUCAUAAUUUGAUAAAUUUGGCCGCGAACUGUUACUUAGAUACUUGACAAAAAUAAAGUACAACAAAGGAAAAUUGAUGAAGUAAAUUAAUAAAGGUAGAAAAAGCACCCGUUGAAGACUAGUAAAGACGUUUAUACCGCUUUGAUCAACCACACGAUGCUUUUGAAGUUCAUUUUUUUAUAUAUUUUUGUAAUGAAAACAAAGCAUGUUUCGGAUGAAACAUCCAUUUUCAGUUGUAUAAUGAGAAAUAAAAUGAAAUUAUGC